Messenger RNA from Suillus subalutaceus, 2556 nucleotides. RefSeq lists its product as uncharacterized. NCBI's taxonomy places the organism in Eukaryota, Fungi, Basidiomycota, Agaricomycetes, Boletales, Suillaceae. The coding region runs from base 1 to 2556 and encodes 851 amino acids. The transcript is spliced from 11 exons. The record is from RefSeq and is a predicted model, not a curated record.
AUGUCCAACUAUGCCAACAGUCCCCAGUCAUCAUCUCUCCCCCUUUCGUCAACAUUGGUGCCAUCAUCCCAGCCAUUGUCCCAGCCACCAGCCUUGAAGAAGACGGGGGUGAGCAGCACUGCUAAAGUCGCUGCCAAGAUCAUACCAGCGGCCGCCGUCAUGAACAUGCAAGGCACUAUAAAUUGCCUCACUGACAUUAUCGAGAGGAAUAUGAUGGCUCCAUCUGACCUACCUGUUGUUGUUGCGCCAACCAUGAUAUCCCAUGGCCUGUCAAUUUUGCGUGGUGCAGAUGGAGAUCUGCCUGUUUCUCAGAGAGCCAACCUCUUGCAGAUACUUUUGCGCUCUGGAGUAUCUACCUCAUGUAUCGCAUAUCACAUUCUUCGCAAUGCCAAUGGAUUCUCCAUGUCUUCGCUGGGUGUUUGGGCAUCAAGGGUUGCUGAGGGUAGCCCAGGAGUGGUUCAGGAGUGGUUCUCAGUUAGGCAAGCCAGGUUCUGGGGUCUUGGACCCAGUAGAAACGGCGAGGAACCUACCAAUUGGAUAUGGAAGUAUGACCUCUCAUUUCUGCUGUCUUAUACGGAUGCGGACAAGAUAAACAGGUUUGAGCUCCAGUGCGCAGCAGCAAGCCCUGCAGAAGUGUGGUUUGCGACCCUAGGGAUGGCAGAGAAAGCCUCCUGGGCCACCUUCCUUGCAGCCUUCAGAACACGGUGGCCUCAACCACCACAGGUAACACUCACAGUUGCACAGAAGAAGGACCAAAUUCAUGCACUGACCCUCAAGGACGAGGAUAUCGGAGUAAUGAUUGAGGAGGACAGAGGCAGAGAGUGGGGACACAUUAAGUGGGCAAGGCAGGACUUUCUAUCUGAUCAAUACACAACUUGGGCUGACUUCAAAACAGACGUUGCCAAAGUCUCAGUGUCGCAACUUGUAUGGGCAAAGCAAUGGUUAACAAUGGAGCGCAAGCUCAGAGAGGAUGUUGACAAACUCCAGAACCAAAUCAGUAGCAGCCACAAGACAUCCACACCAUCACCCCAGAACACUCAGAACCCCUACAUUGCGCCACCUGCUUAUCAUUACAGCCCUCACUAUGGAACCCUGUCAACGGCACCCCCCACAACAAAUGCUCCCACCAGCCACAUUCCAGAUUCCCCAGAUACCACUCGCUCCUCAGACCCCUCAGAACCAGCAGAUCCUGAUGCAGGGAAGCAAGCAUAUACCCAACAGGUCCAAGACUGGCACAACCAGCAUGGGGCAGAGGCUAUUCUGAACUCUCAACAACCCUACCAACUGAAACCAGGAACCUUACCAAUCGGGUCAAGGGAAUGUUUCACCUGUGGGAUUGCAAUGUCACCCCCCACACCAGUCCUACAAAUGCACAAAUGCACGAACACACCUCUACCUCCGCAGGAGACAAAGUGGCGCGAGAUGGUAUCGCGCCUGGUAUUUAGAGCGCUCAUGAUGGCGCCCACCGCAGAUGAACGUGCAGUACACAACACCCCCUCCAUUUCGAAGGAUAUAGAUGCUCACGAUGACCAACCGUCCCCCGACCUUUCAGACAACUCGCAUAGCCUCCCUUCCACAGCAUCACCCUCUGUGCACACAUCAGACUUCAACACGUCCAUCAUCAACUUGCCAAUGAUAACUCGACUGGUCCAUCUUGAAAGCCAGGAACCGGAUGACGACCUCAUAGUACCAAUGUUGGAACUCAUCUCACUGAACCUUGUGGACUCAAGUGAUCCCAUGUCUAGUAUAGAUUCCGAUUCUGAUUUCGUUCCUAUUUCAACUUUACCAUUUUCCGAUUCUGAUUUUGAAUUUAUUUCUGCAUGUACAUCUUCUGAAGAACCCUCUAGCACCCCCUCAUGUACCAGUUUAUACGAACCCACACUAAGCACUGAACAACUGGACCCAGAGACUCCAGCAUCUAUAGAACUCAGUACUAGUGUAGUUGAUAUCGCGCUAAGUGUCAUAUCUACUCCUGAAUUAAUCAAAGUUCCUGACUGCUACCUUGGUACAGAUGAUUGCAAUGUAAUCGACCUACAUCACAUCGCAGACCAAGACGACCAUAUCACCAAGGGAACACCUUUCGUCACGAACAUUGCCCUAUAUGGACCAAACACCACAACAUCCCGAUUCCGAGCCAACAUCGACAAUGGGGCUAUGAUCAACAUCAUAGAUCUUAAAGUGUUCAAGAAAGCUGCCAAUCGCCUGAAAAGCUCACAUGAUGGAUCCGAAGUACCAUCGCACAGAGUAUGGACAGGGAUGUUCCAGUGGAACAAGGCAAAGAUUCGCACAUCCUUCAAAAGUGUUCAACAGUGGAGGCAUCUGAUACCAUCACCAUCCCUAAUGCACAAAGGCCCAUCACAAUCUGUAAUAUCGCAAAACUAUCAGCAACCCUCGACCCCGAUGUAUCACCAUGUCACAUACCUGUACAACAGCCAGUCGCAUCAAAAAGCCAAAUACAUGAUAAUGGUUCUGUCGAAUGCAACUACGGCACGGAAGUACAUGAUAAUGGUUCUGUGGUGCACAAUAAUGAACCUGAAGACGGCCCCAUCUUCUUAA